This is a messenger RNA of Paramormyrops kingsleyae, 2607 nucleotides long. Its product is annotated as ankyrin repeat domain-containing protein 34B. Gene Ontology annotation, molecular function: protein binding. NCBI's taxonomy places the organism in Eukaryota, Metazoa, Chordata, Actinopteri, Osteoglossiformes, Mormyridae. The record is from RefSeq and is a predicted model, not a curated record.
UGUCUCCCUGGACUGUUCUGCUGUUGGCACACGCACGCUGGGACCAUAUUAUGGACUUCGGCUGCUGCCACAUCAGCAGUCCAGCACAUGCCGAACAGGCACCACAAAUGGGAAAAGGACAGCACCUCCCGUUACCUUUUCUCGGUUUCUACAGAGAACGAACGUCUUAUGUAAUUAUUCAGACAACAGGUUACAGCUGGAUGUGGAGGGUUGCCUGGCAAAGUCCUUAAAAACUCUGCUCCGGCUCUCCUCCCAAAGGGACAGUGAUUUCGAUGGCAUCACUAAUGUCAUGUUUUCCGAGGAUGCAAGGCUCAAGAUAACGUCUGGAUACAGAAGUGCUUCAGGAGAGCCACACACUGAAGGAUCCAGAUCGCCGAUCACAGUCUUUCGCUUUAUAUUGAGGCUAUUGCAGGCUUCCUCAGAAAACUGUUGGAGGCGGACAACACCUUUCGCUUGGAGACUUCUGCUGUAGGCAUCAGAGGAGGCUUUGAGGCUUCACGGACCCCAAACAACAGCUGGGUGAAGGACCUGAUGACACUGUUGAGAACUUGAAGCCCUAGAGGUGACCUUCUGCAGUUCAGUCCAAUUCAUCCUUGAUGCUGCGUGUAAAAAUCCAACAAGACGGCUCGAUAUAACCGAUGUCAGCAGGAACCGCAAAGAAUGGGAGAUCCCCGGGACUACUUGGGGGACGACAGCCCGUUGAUCACGGCCGCGUACCUGGGGAAGCUGCGGCUGGUACGGAUGUUGGUAGAUGGGGGGGCCCAGGUGAACGAGCGCAACCAGAGAGGCGAAACUCCCCUUCUGGCAGCCUGUAAGGCCAAGCUAAGGGGGGAGCAAACCAGCAGCCCCAGUCUGCGGCUCCUCCAGUAUCUGCUGGAUAACCGGGCCGACCCAAACAGCCAGGACAAGGCUGGGCGCACGGCCCUCAUGUACGCAUGCAUGGGCCGGGCAGGACCAGAGGUGGCCACGGUGCUGGUUCAAGCAGGGGCCGACCCUAGUAUGGAGGAUUACACAGGGGCCUCAUCGCUGGUCUACGCCAUCAACGCCCGAGACCAGGCCACGCUCCAGGUUCUGCUGGACGCUUGUCGGGAGGGCGGGCGUGACAUCAUCAUCAUCGCCACAGAGCUGAGUGCCGGGGGACGCCCCAUUACCCGCCGCUACCUGAACGUGUUGCCCUCGCCGGACACGUCACCAGUGUCCUGCAUGUCCCCGUCCGAGAUCGAGCUCAAGACCGGCUCCCCAGGCUCAGAGGCUGAGGCCGGAGGGACGGUCUUUGACUUCAGAGCCACGGGGAGCGGGGAGGAAGACGUCCGCCGGCUACGCUCGGAGCCCUGUCUCGCCAUCCACAACCUGGCACACCUGCGUAGCUCCUACACAGAAGGCAACCGGCGGCAGGAAGUGACAGACGAAGAGGACGAGACAGAGGCCAGGCACUUCCUGUCGCCUGAGCCGCCUACUUAUGCAGGAGGCCGGAGAUGGUCCCUCCACGCCCUGGGUGGCCAAGCUUGGGAGACUUGUGAGGCUGCUAAAGGCAGGCCGAGCCUGGGGAGGCCGCCACGCAGGGGACCUCCAGAGAAGCUCUCCCUCCCCAGCAAUGCCCCAUUCCUGGGCAGGAGGAACACACUGCCAGCCCUGCAGGACCAGCAUCUGCUCCAGCUGCCCUCCUUGACCGUUCCCCGUCACACCUCUGACUCCCAGCUACGAGCUCCUUCACCGGGCUCCCCAGGGUCCUCUGAGUCCGGCGUGAUGCGGAAGUUUCCAGAGCCUCCAGCACACAAGUCUCCAGCGAGGAUUGGCUUCCUGCCUCCGAUCCCUGCAAGUGCCACUCAACCCCUGGCAGCCCACGGUCCCCCAGAAGCGACUCCCCGCGGUGGCCAGCAAGGCAGGAGGUCACGGCGCCACUCCAUACAGCUGGAGCGAGACGAUUCACAGGACGUCCUUACACUCUGACGGUCUGAAAGGAACUUAGGAGAUUGAGGUCCUUGCAAGUGAGCCUGAGAGGGAUGCAGAAAUAAGGUCAACAUCGAUUUAGGCAGAUGGAGAGGACCUAAUAGCCACAAAGAACAGCAAUGAGGGUGACUUGGUGCAUCCAGGAGGACAGGAAGUUGAUAGGAACCACUCUUGGAAAAAUAGGCUAAAACCUAUUAGAACCUUUAUUUUGAGAGGAGACAGAUGAUGUCAUCCUGAAGUUAGCAAAUGCCACCAAUGGCCAGCUGGAUGGUAGCACCUGCAGCCACUGGCUCACUGUACCCAAAGUAUCAGCUCAUGGUUUGACUUACAUAAAUAUGUUCUGAGGGCAGACAGAAAAAUUCUGAGAGAUAACCAAUCAGAUUGUAGAGGAAGUGGGGCCAAGACAUCUGAUUAGUUGGUCCUACUUCCUCUGGUUGCUUGGACCCACCUCCUCUACAAUCUGAUUGGUUCAGAGAGAGAACCAAUCAUUUUUGUAGUUAAACUCCCACAAGCCAAGCAUCAGGGGGUUGGGGAUCCAGCCAAGAUGUCUUACAGUAUUGGUUUGGUUCCUUAUGUUAGUUAAUGGAAACAAUGUUUACACACAACCAAUUUAAAGCCGCAGAGUAGUGAACUCGUAUCAGAGGAGAAUUUAUUCCC